Messenger RNA from Orussus abietinus, 4215 nucleotides. RefSeq names its product armadillo repeat-containing protein 1. Bases 87 to 929 code for a protein of 280 amino acids. The record is from RefSeq and is a predicted model, not a curated record. NCBI's taxonomy places the organism in Eukaryota, Metazoa, Arthropoda, Insecta, Hymenoptera, Orussidae. The transcript has 4 exons.
ACAAGAGGAUCAGGACCAAUUGUAUCGUUUCCUCGAAAAGGUUCUGCUAGCUGUUAAUCAAAGUCGAUGAAUUCGAAAAUCCAGUGAUGUCAGGCGGGGAGAUUUACGCGAUGGACGCGGGAGACGCCGUUAAUUCCGAGGAAUUAAAGGAGACUCUUAAGACAUACAAAAAGCUGGCCGACGAUUUUGCGAACCACGACACAAUACUGAAAGACAAAACGGUUCUCUCGUACAUUGCAUACGUUUUGGAAGUCCCCGAUGCCGAAGUAGUAUCGCUGGCGAUAGACAUACUCGAGACGUUUGUAAAGAACGUUGAGAAUUACAUUCACGUGACCUCCACCUUUGGAGUCCGAGAGGCUUUAGAUUCAGUUAUCGAUAAGUACUCGUUAGAGGACCCUAAAUUAGCUAAACAUGCCCAGCGGGUUAGAGACGACAUCGAACGCAUGAAACCUCCGAUAUACAAUCUACGCAGCCGUUGCAGGAGAGUUAUCGAGCCGAAGAAGCUAAAGACUCACGUUAUAGUCCUGCAUGUUCACGGUCUACUUCCCGAAACCAGGGCGGAGUUGGAAGACACUUUAAUCAGGGUAGAAGGAUUAGUUUCCCUCGUCGUCGACGUGGAACACCAGAGAGUCACUAUGAGAACGUUGAUCAACGUCACAGCAAAGCAAAUAGCGGAUGCCAUUGAGAAACACACCACUAAUAUGGAAGCUAGAUUAGUGACGAAGAACAAAUUCAAUCAAGAAUUUUUAGUUAAACUGACACACACCGACAAUGGUGAGUGCGAGGAAAUGCCAGAAUAUUUGCCAGAGGACGACGAGCCGGAAGAGGAGAAAGAAGGAGUCGUGUCUCUUUUCACCGGCCUGAGGCAAAGCGCGUCUACGCUUUACAAAUCCACCACAGAGUUUCUACAUAAUUCGUUCUACUGGUGAAUCGGUUUUCACUUGUAGAACGGCUGUAUAUUAAUUUAUUAUUUUGUAUCGACGAACUACGCAUUUGAAACCGUCCUAACGGUUCUCUGAUUUCUCAUCGCAUACCAGUGGUAAGUACAGCGACUUUCGGAGAGAGUAGUUAAUUUUAAAUCCUUCCGUGAGACCGUAAAGCAGUUCCAAGGUAAAUGUUAAUUGGUUAAUUAUUUUCUGAUCUAUCAGAAACCAUUUGACUUAUUUCUCCUCGCUUCUAACAAUUGUACAAAGAUAGAGACCAGCACUGUUUCAUGAAUGGUGAUAUUUUUAAUUUCAAUCAUGGUUUGACCAGAGAAACAUAACCUAAUGGAGAAUUGAACAAUUAGGGUAUUUCUUAGCAACGGAUAUUUAAAAUUGUAUAUAGGUUAUGUGAUUCAACCGAUACGUCUUGCUUAUGAUCAGGAGAGAAUAACAAGAAUAAUCUGUGGUGUGUAAAUUCUUUGGUGUUCGUCGAGUCUCUCUACGUUGAUUUUUAUAGAGAAAGGGAUAAUAACCUAAAAGUAUAACCGAAACGAACCAUGAUCUCUAAAGAUCUGCCUUUAAAGAGUUACAUAGACUUAACGAUGUCUACGAUCUACAAAUAAUUCCCCCCUGUGUUUAAAUUAUAUAUUCCGGUUACCUUUUCUGCGAAGAGUAGCUUUUUGUAAUAAAUCUAUGAAAUUUUCCAAAUCUCUGGAGCCCCUUCGUCUCGUCUUACAAGUCGACUCGAUACUUUCCACAAUUUAGCCACAUCGUUGCAUUUCCCCCUCGGAGUGAAAUCGUGUAAAUACUAUUCGCAUCGAUUGGAAUCCCUUUCACUAGUCCAAUCGAAGGAAACUAAAACUCAAAAUGAAGUAGAAUAACUUUUCCAACGCAUCGUUACACCAUCGAGGAAUUCCUAGACUCAUUAAAACUAAGAUUGCAUUAAAGUGACGACGGAGUAGAAUUUAGUCGAUAAGGAUUUUCUCAGCAGAUUUCGAAUCUUUCUCCUCCCAUUUCUAUCGUAAUUUAAUUUACCAGACAUGUCGAAAAUCCCCAUCGUACUCAUAAAUUUAUGGGGCUGCGCAAAGAAGUCCUCCCAUAUAUUCCCUACGUUAAGUUUUUACCCAACGACAAAAGACACCGAGACCUCAACUUGUAUUAUAUAACAUUGUAAAAUACGCGGAGAAAUAUAUACGUAGAGAUGUUCUAUGUAGAGAGCGCAGUGAUUAUUGCAAUUUUAUUCGCAAUUAGUACUGCCAGAAUAAUUAUUAAUUAUAAUCCAUUGAUUAAAGAUGGAUUAAUUAGACCGAUCGACAGAGGGUCUGAAAGUUGUAACAAAUUGGAAUAUAUUUUUAAUCCUCAGGGAAAAGAACAGCGAUCUGAUUAUCUCUCUAGCUACCGAUCAACUAAUUAAUUAAUUAUUAACUUUUAAUUAACAAAUGGGCUUCGGUAAAGAAAAGAUGUAUAUGUAUAUUGUAUCGUUCUCUAAUUCUAUAAUUAAGAAAUUACAGAGAACCAGUCAGUUUAUUUAUUUAUCUUUAGCUGCCAUUUGAGAGGAACGACUUCUUCUUUUUUUUCUUAUUUUUUUUUUCUGUAACUAGAGGCAUUAAUUACGCCGGAUACAUUACGUACGAUUACAACUAUACAGUAAACACGGGUCUCCUAAAUUAAUUUAUUAUCCUUCCGGCGGGCCGGAAUUGUUAACAACAUUCGCCCUAUACCUAGUACUCUCCCUUGGCUUCGUAUUGUCUAUAUUUACACUUGUAGAAUAAUUGUUAAUUGUCGUUAAGGCAAUUUCAGUUUCCAAGCAGGUACAAUAGAUUAAUACUAAUCUAUUCUUCUCCGGAUCUAAUUAAUUUUCAGUAAUUUUCAGUAAUUUUCCCUCCGUCAUUCACUUCUAAUUGGCAUUGACAACAAAUUUUCCCGUCCAUUUGUAUAAUUGUUAGCAACUAUAGUGCUAGGUCGCUUUAACGAAUUAAUUAUUAAUUUUCAGUAAUUUUCCCUCCGUCAUUCACUAAUCAUAAUCAUUAAUUUUCAGUAAUUUUCCCUCCGUCAUUCACUUCUAAUUGGCAUUGACAACAAAUUUUCCCGUCCAUUUGUAUAAUUGUUAGCAACUAUAGUGCUAGGUCGCUUUAUCGAAUUAAUUUGUACAGAGGAUUUAUCUUUCUCUCCUCCGAAGGGAGGGGGAUAAGAUUGGAAAUAAAGCCCGAUACAAUACAAUACAUCGUAUAACGAAUUACAUUGCACGAUUAGGUAUAGUCAAUUGUAUGAAAAAAGUUUGUAUACAAACUCUUUGUCGUCGCUAUCAUUGUUACGAGUCUAUCAUCCGCGCAAAUUGUUUUUUUUCCCCCCAACUAUUUUCGCUUUUUGUACAUUGUUUGCUUGUAUAGUUAGUUAACUGUUCACUGACGUUGGUUUUCUUGUAUAUCGUUUUCUUGUACAUUCAACUAUUCAGUUGAUUGUUGCUAGUAAAUUAUGCGCGCUCUGAGAAUCUAGGAAAAUUGUUUUUUUUUCUGUACAACUAUUUUCGUUUUCUUGUACAUUGUUUGCUUGCACAGUCAACUAUUCAACGCCUGAGGUUAGUUUUCUUGUACAUUCAACUAUUUAAUUAAUUUUGUUGCUAGUAAUUUAUAUGAGCUCUGAAAAUCUCUGCAAUUUGUUUUUCCCCGCCCAACUAUUUUCCAUUUUCUUGUACAUUGUUUGCUUGUACAUUAAACUACUCAGUGCCUGACUUCAGUAUAAAUAUCUGUAAAUAACAUACACGAUUAUGCGCGCUUAAUUCCUAAUUAAGUUGCCUUAUUCAACCUGACUUAUCGAAUAUUAAUUAUAUAAAUAAACAUUUCCGACAAAUUGAGUAAACAUUGCACGGCCAACUAUACCCCUCGCGGCAUACAAUUUUGCAUUAACAUUGCCCGAUGUAUUCAUUUCGAAUUACAAAUUAAAAAUUUAACAAAUACCGACGAUACAAAAAUGUUAAUUAAAAAAAAAAAUAAAUAAACAAUACAGAAUAAAAAUAUUCAGAUACAAUUUAUGCACGUUAUCAACUAUACUUGUAUUCACUCAACGCGAUCCGUUCGAAAAUUUUACAAAAAUUAUAACAAAUUAUCAUUCUUGACAUUGCGCCGCGCAAUGUUAAUUAAUAAUUAAAAAAAUCAUACACCGCGGGGGAAUCCCGGAAAUGCAAAAUUGUGGAGACGAUUCUAGCUUAUCUAGCUGUACAAUUUAAUUAUUAACUAAAUCCCUGGGGAGCGCGAUGUAACAAAAAAAAAAAAUAAACAAACAAAAAACAUAG